AAUUUUUAAUAAUGUGUAUGCUGAGAAGCUUGGCUAGCGACACCACUGUCCGGCCACAUCAAAGGCGAAGGAGAACUCAGUAACUCAGACGCUGCCAUUGGUUCGCCGCUAGCACCGUUAGCGUUCUUGUCCCCCGCGCCCUGCAACGGCACUAAGUGUGCACUUAAUGGGGCAGAGAGGUGAGUCAGGGCCGUAAGUUGAUGUGUGCGGUACCAGCAUGGAUGGGCAGACCCAAAGGAUCCAACUUGUGUCAACAGCAGACAAAAACAUGUCCUUGGGACAUCGAAUCCAGAUCGUGACCGAUCCACAGACAGGCCAGAAGAUCCAGAUUGUCACAGCACUUGAGCCAGCUUCUCCCGUAAAGCAGCAGUUCAUCCUGGCCCGGCAGGAUGGCUCCCCCAACAAGGUCAUCCUCACCACUCCGGACAGCUCCGGGGUCAACCAGCUGUUGUUUGCCUCCCCCGAGCUGUCUGGACAGCAGAUUCAGUUUGUAACCGAGGGCUCAGACCAGUCUAUUUCCAAGCCAGUUGUGGAAUAUUGUGUUGUCUGUGGGGACAAGGCCUCAGGGCGCCAUUAUGGAGCUGUCAGCUGUGAGGGUUGCAAGGGCUUCUUCAAACGCAGCAUCAGGAAGAACCUGGUGUAUACAUGCAGGGGCUCCGGAGAGUGUGCCAUCAAUAAGGUUCACCGAAACCGCUGCCAGUACUGUCGGCUGCAACGCUGCAUCGCACUGGGCAUGAAACAGGAUUCUGUGCAGUGUGAAAGGAAGCCUAUGGAUGUGCCCACCAGAGAGAAAUCUGUCAACUGUGCAGCCUCCACAGAGAAGAUCUACAUCCGCAAGAAUUUGUGCAGCCCUUUGGCAGCCACGCCGACGUUUGUGACUGAAAAAGAUACCUCCAGGUCUACCAAUUUGCUGGAGUCCAGCAUGUUGCUCAACAUCCAACAGCCGUUCCCUAAGUUGGAAAAUACCAUCUUGAUUCCAGCCUCCCCAGACAAUCAUGACGACCCUUCCCAAGGUGACCUUGGCACGCUGGCUAACGUGGUGACGUCCCUUGCCCACCUCAACAAGACAAGAGAAGCCAGCGACGGCAGCAACGACCUCAUUGGCGUGGAGACACUCAGCAAUGGUGACAGCUCCAUGACGGACAUGCAGGAAGAUGACCAGACAGCCAGCGAUAUCACGCGAGCUUUUGACACCCUGGCAAAAGUCCUACAUGCUGGAGAUGGCUCCUCAGGAACCAACCUGGAGGCCACCAUGCAGCUAAUGUCAGGAGAUCAGUCUGGCCCUGUGUUGGAGCUGGAAGGCUCGCUGCUGUCCGACAGUCAUAUUCCCUUCAAGCUUAUGAUGCCCGUGCCUGUGCCAGAGUACCUCAACGUCAACUACAUCUGUGAGUCAGCUUCACGCCUUCUUUUUCUCUCUAUGCACUGGGCACGCUCAAUACCUGCAUUCCAAGCCUUGGGCAGUCAAGAUGACAAUGACAUCAACCUGAUGAAAGCCUGCUGGAACGAGUUGUUUGCUUUGGGUCUUGCCCAGUGUUCCAACGUUAUGAACGUCGGUACCAUUCUAAGUGCCAUCAUCAGUCAUCUGCAGAACAGCCUGCAGGAAGACAAGUUAUCCCAGGAGCGGGUAAAGAUAGUAAUGGAGCACAUCUGGAGGUUGCAAGAGUUCUGUAACAGCAUGUCCAAGCUAUCUCCAGAUGCUUACGAAUAUGCCUUCCUCAAAGCCAUUGUUCUCUUCAGCCCUGAUCACCCUGGCAUAGACAAUACUCCACAGAUAGAGAGGUUCCAGGAGAAGGCCUACAUGGAGCUGCAGGACUAUGUAACAAGGACAUACCCAGAGGACACUUAUAGGUUGUCCAAGUUGUUGCUGCGUCUACCCGCCCUGCGGCUGAUCAGUGCAGCUGUCACAGAGGAGCUCUUCUUCGCUGGCCUCAUCGGCAAUGUGCAGAUCGACAGCAUCAUCCCUUACAUCCUCAAGAUGGACUCCAGCGACUACAACAGCCAGUCUGUCCCUGGGGUGUGACACUUCUGUAGUGCUCGGAAUAUUGGGACUAUUAAAGACUGUCAACAGUGAAUCUCCGACCACCGCGUGGUUACUGCAGCUUCUUAUUUAUGUGGAUCCUCUUCAUCAGGUCAGUAGAGCAUGACCCUUUAGCCUGCCAACGUGUGCACAAUCAGGACUGAACCAUUGCAAGAGUAGAGUGCAUUUUAGUGUACAUAAAGUAGUAUUUUAUGGCCUUUGCUCUUCACGGUUUUUUCUUUCACCAUUUCCUUAUAUGGUCAUGCUGUUUUGUUUUUUUUUUUAAACGUGAAAUAAUUGUGUGAAAUGCUGUUCUAAAAGGUUAUAACCUUUAUUCUGUAUUUGUUUGCCAAUCCAAAGGAUAGGACCAACAAUGCUUUUUUUCCACUGUGGAUGAUAAGUAAAGUGUGUAAAUAGAAUGUAACAAGGAAGAGGGUUUAGUGGGGAGCACUCUGUGAUGAUCACAUCCUGUCUUUUGGACAAAAAAAUAUAUCUAUAACGGUCUUGUCAUUUGAAAAUAAAAAUAAAUUCUAUGUUGUAUUUUUACAUUUUAUGUUCAGGUGAGAAUGAUCUCAUUGAUGUUGCAUCAUCGCCACAUAUUACAUUAAAUCAAAUUCUUACACUUUGGGUCUGGUCCAGAAACCAAUAAAAGCUGAAAGUUUGAAAAAACCCAAAUAAUGACAGGUCAUGCUCCAAUAAAGGCAGCUGAUUGUUUA
Molecule: messenger RNA, 2733 nt
Organism: Doryrhamphus excisus (bluestripe pipefish)
Lineage: Eukaryota; Metazoa; Chordata; Actinopteri; Syngnathiformes; Syngnathidae
Gene: nr2c1
Product: nuclear receptor subfamily 2, group C, member 1
Biological process (GO): regulation of DNA-templated transcription
Molecular function (GO): DNA-binding transcription factor activity; zinc ion binding; sequence-specific DNA binding
Source: RefSeq, a predicted model, not a curated record